Motacilla alba alba is the source of this 1086-nucleotide messenger RNA. Its product is annotated as basic proline-rich protein-like. The record is from RefSeq and is a predicted model, not a curated record. The transcript has 3 exons. Bases 1 to 1086 code for a protein of 361 amino acids. NCBI's taxonomy places the organism in Eukaryota, Metazoa, Chordata, Aves, Passeriformes, Motacillidae.
AUGGCCCUCGCUGACCAUGCCGACGGGGACAGGGCGGCCGCCGAGCCCCCGCCGGCCGCGAAGCCGACGGCCCCGCCGCCCUUCCGCGUCCCGAGGACUGCGGGAGAAGGGGACCGGCGGCACCGCCGCAGCGUUCACCCCGGUGCCCGGCCUCCGCUCCCGCCCCGUCACCGCUCGCACGCAGCGCUGUCCGCCAUGUUAGCGCGGCGGCCGUUGACCCUCCGCCCGCCGCCGCCGACACUCUCCCGGGUGCGGGGGUCCCGCUGCCCGCCCGCUCGGGCCCCGCACUGCGGCCCCGCACCGCCCGGCGCGCCGGGGGACAGGGGGAGCUCCGGCUCUGACUCAUUCCGCCGCUCUCCAUCUGCCGCUGCCGGUGGCAGCCGGUCUCGCCCCACGCCGCCGGGCGAAGAAAGGGCAGCGGGAGGAACCGGCCCCAUCCCCAAACCUCCCCGGCAGUCACCGCCACGGUUCUGCCCGCCGGCUGCCCCUCCGCCCUUUCCGGGCACCACGACCAUCGCUGCCCGUCCCUCCCUGCACUGCCCCGAGUCCCAGGUCCCGGGCAGAGGGAAGCCCCUAACGCUACCACCCGCCGCCGGUGACCACGGACGCUCCGGCCCGGUUCGGAGCUUGGGGUGGGCGUCGCCACCGCUUCCCUCCCUCACUUUCACCACCUCCCCCACGGGGGGCGAGAGCCCCAGGACUCCCGCUCGGGCGGAAUUUUUAAAGAGGGAUGUGGGAACCUACAGCAGAAAUACAGGCGGCGGCAGCGGCGCCUUCCAGGGCCAUAGGCUGCGGGGGCGGCCGGCGGGGAAAGCGCAGCACAGCGCUGGGAGCAGAGGGCACAGGCGAAGAGAGACAGAGCCGGAGCGGGCCGGGGGCUGCGGCAGCGGCGAGCGGAGACGGGAGCGCGGCCGACGAGCUGCGAGCGAGCGAGCGGAGACACGGGGCGAGAAGAAGGGGCCGUCGCCGGCGCGCUUUUAUAGAGCGGGCGGCUGGGGCGGGACCCGGGCCGCCGUCACCGCAGCGGGGCGGGAUCCGCCGCCUUCCCCUGCCGCGCCGGCCGGGGCGCGCUGGCCCAGGCAGUGA